GGAAACCAGGACACAGCCCCUACCAUUAGCUGGAAUGGUUCACAACUGACAUGAGCUGGUCAGAAAAUUAUGACUUGCACAAAGGUGCCUGUGGGCCUGAGGCAGUGCAGGACUGCUAUAAAAGGCAGCCCAAGUCUCUGCUCUCGCAUCCACUUCUCUCACCUCCUUCUGCUCGGGAAUCAGGUGCCCCUGUGAGCCAGAGACAUGUCGUGCUGCCAGCCCUGCAACCCUUGCUGCCAGCCCUGCGGCCCGACCCCGCUGGCCAACAGCUGCAAUGAGUGCUGUGUCAGGCAGUGCCAGAGCUCCACUGUUGCCAUCCAGCCCUCCCCCGUGGUGGUGACCCUGCCCGGGCCCAUCCUCAGCUCCUUCCCACAGAACACCGUGGUGGGAUCCUCCACCUCCGCUGCCGUUGGCAGCAUCCUCAGCUGUGACGGAGUGCCCAUCAACUCCGGGGGCUUUGACCUCUCCUGCAUCACCAACUGCUACCGUGGCAGAUGUCCCCCCUGCUAAAGCUGCUGGCAACGUCCUGGGGCAAGA
Molecule: messenger RNA, 537 nt
Organism: Pipra filicauda (Wire-tailed manakin)
Lineage: Eukaryota; Metazoa; Chordata; Aves; Passeriformes; Pipridae
Product: feather keratin Cos1-2-like
Exons: 2
Coding region: 205-510 (101 amino acids)
Cellular component (GO): intermediate filament
Molecular function (GO): structural constituent of cytoskeleton
Source: RefSeq, a predicted model, not a curated record